This is a messenger RNA of Suricata suricatta (meerkat), 2166 nucleotides long. It is a transcript of the gene LAMP1, whose product is annotated as lysosomal associated membrane protein 1. The transcript is spliced from 9 exons. The coding region runs from base 1 to 1398 and encodes 465 amino acids. The record is from RefSeq and is a predicted model, not a curated record. Gene Ontology annotation, cellular component: membrane. NCBI's taxonomy places the organism in Eukaryota, Metazoa, Chordata, Mammalia, Carnivora, Herpestidae.
AUGGUCACGUGCCCGCAGGUCACGUGCGAGGCCGGCAGCAGGAGGAGAAGACGCCGUGCCCUCGCGCUCUCGCGAGAUCCGCGGUGGUCACGUGACGAAGCACAGAGGUAUUUCCUAAUAAAGCCCAUUGCUGCCAUAGCUAGAGACCACAGAAGCGCCCAGUUGUAUUUUCAAAACCAUGUUUGGAUAUUUCUGUCUUUCCUGGAGUUAGCAGGCCUCGUACACGGCACGGCGGCCACAUUUGUGGUGACGGACGGCAAUGGGACGGCUUGCAUCAUGGCCAACUUCUCUGCUGCCUUCGUGAUCAGCUAUGAAACCAGGAGCGGUCCUAUGAAUGCGACCUUCGACCUGCCACCGGAUGCGGCAGUAUUAAAUAGCAGCUCUUGUGGUAAAGAGAACGUAUCUGCCCCCAGUCUCAUGAUUGCUUUUGGAAGAGGACACAGUCUGACCCUCAAUUUCACGAGAAAUGCAACACGUUACAGUGUUCAGCUGAUGGGCUUCAUUUAUAACUUGUCUGAUGCACAAAUUUUCCCCAAUGCACGCUCCAAGGACAUCAAGACUGUGGAAUCUGCCACUGACAUCAAGGCAGACAUAAAUAAAAAAUACCGAUGUGUGAGCAACAAUCAGAUCCACAUGCGCAACGUCACCGUCACACUCCAUGACGCCACCAUCCAGGCGUACCUUGCCGGCAGUAGCUUCAGCAAGGAAGAGACGCGCUGUGAGCAAGAUGGGCCUUUCCCGACCACCGCGCCGCCGCCGCCCCGCCCCUCGCCGCCCCCCACACCAGAGACCCCCUCCGUGCACAAGUACAACGUGAGCGGCGCCAACGGGACCUGCCUGCUGGCCAGCAUGGGGCUGCAGCUGAAUGUCACCUACAGCAAGAGGGACAACACGACCGCCACCAGCGUGUUCAGCAUCGACCCGAACAAGACCAGCGCCGGGGGCAGCUGCAGCCCCCAGACCGUGACCCUGGAGCUCCAGAGCGACAGCGUCCAUUCCCUGCUCUUCCAGUUCGGAAUGGACCCAAAUACCAGCCAGUUUUUCCUGGGAGAGAUCAAGUUGAAUAUGACUCUUCCUGACGCCAGAGAGCCGACCUUCCAGGCUGACAACAGCUCUCUGAGGGCGCUGCAGGCCACUGUCGGGAGCUCGUACAAGUGCAACGCCGAGCAGCGCGUGGCCGUCACGGAGGCCUUUUCCGUCAAUAUAUUCAAAGUGUGGGUCCAGGCCUUCCAGGUGCAGGGCGACAAGUUUGGGUCUGUGGAGGAGUGCCAGCUGGACGAGAACAGCAUGCUGAUCCCCAUCGCCGUGGGCGGCGCCCUGGCCGGGCUGGUCCUCCUCGUGCUCAUCGCCUACCUCGUCGGCCGGAAGCGCAGCCACGCAGGCUACCAGACCAUCUAGCGCGGCCGCCAGAGCUUAGGUUGGCGUUGAGGGAGGCACACUGUCUUGCAAACUGAUUUUCAAAUCUGCUUUAUCCAAUGUGAAGUUCAUCUUGCAACAUUUACUAUGCACAAGAGUAUUGAAAUGACGGUGUUAAUUUUGCUAACUGGGUUAAAUAUUUUGCUAAUGGUUAAAACGUUAAUAUUUACCAAAGUAGAACUUUAAGGUGGGAGGGAAGAGUGCUUUCCUAAGUGGCGCUGGCUCUGCUGUUAUUUGCCUUUUUAAGAUUUCUGGUGUUUGGCCUCUUCGUUCUUGACUGAGAUUUAAGCCUGCCAAGGGAGGGUCCAUGGUCUUGACCUUGGGACUGGGGAUGGCCGGCUAGGUGUCUGGCUGGCGUGCUUAAGAUCUUAAAACAAGUACUCUGAAAGAUGAAAACCUGGAACGCUUAAAGUAAGCUCUAGAAGCCAGGACAGGCUGGCGCGCCCCGGCGCACAGCUCGGUACCUGGCACCGCCCCGUGCAUCGGGUCCCUCGGUCCUUUCUGCGCUCUGCCACCGAGAGCUGGCACUUUUUUAAAAUAGAUAAAGGGGUGUUAUUUUUAUUUACCUUUUUGUAAAGUGAUUUUCAGUCUUCUGUUUGAGGUUCGGGGUGAUCCACACUCGUGUAAAUACUGGGUGUCACGCUCUGAUCUGCCCACCUGCCGCUCGGGUGGCUGUGCACGGACGACCCUUCACGUCACGCGUUGCUGUAACAGAUGCUAAUAAAACAUCUCUUUCUUUCUUCGUCUGGA